Malassezia japonica is the source of this 447-nucleotide messenger RNA. RefSeq lists its product as uncharacterized. Bases 1 to 447 code for a protein of 148 amino acids. The record is from RefSeq and is a predicted model, not a curated record. Gene Ontology annotation, biological process: translation; ribosomal small subunit assembly. Gene Ontology annotation, cellular component: ribosome; cytosolic small ribosomal subunit. NCBI's taxonomy places the organism in Eukaryota, Fungi, Basidiomycota, Malasseziomycetes, Malasseziales, Malasseziaceae. Gene Ontology annotation, molecular function: structural constituent of ribosome. The transcript is spliced from 2 exons.
AUGGCGCCCAAGGUCCGCUCCGGCAACCCUGAAGUCUCUCUCGGCACCAACGUCGAUGACGGCAAGAUCACUUUCGGUGUUGCUCACAUCUACGCCUCCUUCAACGAUACCUUUGUCCAUGUGACUGAUCUCACCGGCAAGGAGACUGUCGUCCGCGUUACCGGCGGUAUGAAGGUCAAGGCUGACCGCGACGAGUCCUCGCCCUACGCUGCCAUGCUUGCUGCCCAGGACUGCGCCGCGCGCUGCAAGGAGGUCGGCAUCACUGCCGUCCACGUCCGCAUCCGCGGCACUGGUGGUGUGAGCUCCAAGGCCCCCGGCCCUGGUGCCCAGAGCGCCCUCCGUGCCCUUGCCCGUGCCGGUAUGCGCAUCGGCCGCAUCGAGGACGUGACCCCGGUCCCCUCGGACUCGACCCGCCGGAAGGGUGGUCGCCGUGGUCGCCGUCUGUGA